CUUUUAUUUGUAAAUGGUUGUAAAAACCUUGUGCGUCUCCCAAUUAACAGCAUUCCUCUAUUGCAAAAUUUACGCAAGCUUGGAAUUGGUGGUCCAAUGGUGGAAGAUGAGAUUUUAUCGAGGGAAGAAAAACUCCUUGAAUUGCCCCAUCCAACGAAUUCAAGCACUGCAUUACAAGUGCUGAAUCUUCCAAAUUGUCCCCAAAUAGAAUCAAGUUUCUUUCCAAAAUCAAGUUUCUUUACUGUGUUUAAUUCCUCAGCCACUUUGAACAAGUUAAUUCUAUCAGAAAGUGAGAUGGUUAGCCUUCCCACGUGCAUCAAAGGAUUUGUUGCACUCAGCGAACUCUACUUGCGGGAUUGCGAGAAACUUGAAGAAAUCUUAGAACUUCCACCAAAUAUACGUAGUGUAGAUGCUACAGGAUGCAUGUCGUUACAAAGAUUUUCUGAAGUAUCAAGAAUAUUGAAAUUCAAUGGAAGUCACAUCAGGUCUCUAAGAAUGAUUCAAUUGGGUGGAUGCGAAAAAAUGCAUGAGAAGAUUUGGAAUUAUAAAGUGCCAAAUCCUUUACUGUGCAAGAGACAUUAUAAGGCCACUGCGUUAUUUGAAAAUGAGAUUCCAGAGUGGUUCCGGUAUCAGAAAGAAUUUGUAGAAAAUGAAAUUGCCAAGAGUGGGAAUGAUGAUGAUUUCCAACUCAGGAAAAAUGAAGAAUGGGUAAUAAAUAUUGAGGGGCCACAUUAUUUGGAAGAUAUAAGUGGGAUUGUAGUAUAUGCCCUUGUGUUUAAUAAAGAAGCUCAUGAAAGUUCAGAUUUUAUUUAUGAUGCUGAGAUAACCAGUAACAACUCCAAUCAUGUACGCCGUAUCGAUUUCUAUGAAGUGGUCAAUUUGAUUAAUAUUUAUUAUACAACUGGAAGCGGAUAUGACGUAAAGGUGGGGUACUCCGAUUUAGAAUCGUUUGAGCUAAAGGUUUUGGACAAUUUGAGAGUUCACCUUCGUCCUCAUCCCAAUGUUUGGGAUCCUUUGCUGGUACCCUUUUAUAGAAGUUGCGGAGCCAAUGUUGUAUACAAGGACAAGAGCAGAGCACAUAAAAGAAGAAAAAUGGAUUGAAUUAUUUUGUGAUUUUCAGUAGUCUUGGAAUCCAAUCCGUAGCCUUACAUAGAAGAAAAGAGGGAUUCUUAAACUGGGGGCAUCGAACUUCCAAAUCUGGUGGAAAAGGACUAUGAUGAUCCAAAGAGAUAGAGUGAUUCGUUGCGGUGAUAGUGCCAUUGAUGACUUGCCCUGUUUUUUCUUUUACACUGGUGAAAAAGUCAUCAUCAAUUGUAUGUUUAAUUGAAGUGAUGGACGUACCCUAUUGAAGAUAUUUCUUUGUGGACCCUUACCGUGUGACUGAACAAAGGAAUCCAACAACAACAAAAAGUAGAGGAAGGGCUAAUUAUAUAUUUCUUUCUUUGUUUUUAAUGUUACUUUACAGCCUACCAAACUUGACUUCCUAACAAUUAGAUGAAACCCAGUUUGUGGUUUUGGCGUCGUGGGUCAGACCACAUUACUUUUGUGACAAUUAGUGAUGUUUUUUCAAUGUCUAACACAGUAUAUGGACUGGGUGUGUCCCAUUCCAUC
Messenger RNA from Juglans regia (Persian walnut), 1611 nucleotides. RefSeq names its product inactive disease resistance protein RPS4-like. Lineage: Eukaryota; Viridiplantae; Streptophyta; Magnoliopsida; Fagales; Juglandaceae. The transcript is spliced from 4 exons. The record is from RefSeq and is a predicted model, not a curated record. The coding region runs from base 97 to 1101 and encodes 334 amino acids.